AUGUUCCGGCAUCCUCACAGAACUCCACAUGCAAGAGCCGAUGUCCACCCUCACAGGAGAGCUUCAUAUCAACACUCCGGCUACGACAUUCGUUGGGCAGAAACAUUGUUGUGGCUCAAGAAGAUUAUUCUGAGACGCCGCACUGAUGUCGCAGAAAGCCGGGGUUUGAUCCAGGACGAGACUCGUGCGAAUUUGGACCCUCAAUUGAUAAGGCUAUGA
Messenger RNA from Bipolaris zeicola 26-R-13, 219 nucleotides. RefSeq lists its product as uncharacterized. The transcript has a single exon. The record is from RefSeq and is a predicted model, not a curated record. NCBI's taxonomy places the organism in Eukaryota, Fungi, Ascomycota, Dothideomycetes, Pleosporales, Pleosporaceae. Bases 1 to 219 code for a protein of 72 amino acids.